Megalobrama amblycephala (Wuchang bream) is the source of this 3474-nucleotide messenger RNA. Its product is annotated as hepatocyte cell adhesion molecule-like. The record is from RefSeq and is a predicted model, not a curated record. NCBI's taxonomy places the organism in Eukaryota, Metazoa, Chordata, Actinopteri, Cypriniformes, Xenocyprididae. The transcript has 6 exons. The coding region runs from base 272 to 1156 and encodes 294 amino acids.
AAAACAUCUACAAAUGUAUAAAACUGAUCAGAGAUAGACACUUGCCCAUAGACACUUGUUCAAUAGUUCUCUUUUCACUUUCACUUUAUCAUCGCCCUCUAUCAAAAGAUUCAUGAAGCUUCGGAGGCGGAGCCUAAUCGACCAUAUCACGACACGUAUCACCAAAUCUUCAACGUUUAUCAUCACAUUUAUGGCUUUUUGUUGUGUUUAAAUGUAGCAUUUAUGAACUUGGGAAAUUAGAAACUGUUGUAAUUUGAAACCGUUCACCGAAAUGCCAAAAAAUAUAUAUUUGACAUGGACAGUUUAUUUUCUUCUAGUUGUUCUCCUGGAGUCUGGUGUGUUUGUUGCUGAUGCAGUGAAGUCAGAGUCAGUGACUGAGGGAGAAUCAGUCUCUCUGAACUCUAGUUUCACUCAAAUACACAGAGAUGAAGAGAUCGAGUGGAGGUUUGGUGAAUUUCUCAUAGCUCGAGUAAAGAACAACAGGAGUGUGUUUUAUAAUAAAACAGCUGAAGGGAGAUUCAGAGACAGACUGAAACUGGAUCAUCAGACUGGAUCUCUGACCAUCAUCAACAGCAGAACCACAGACUCUGGACUUAAAGUCUCCAGAGACACAACGAUCAACACGAUCAAUCUCACUGUCUAUGCUCGUCUGCCUGUUCCUGUCAUCAGCAGAGACUCUUCACUAAACUCUUCAUCAUCUUCAUCAUCAUGUUCAUUGGUGUGUUCAUCUGUGAAUGUGAGUCAUGUGACUCUCUCCUGGUUCAAAGGAAACAGUGUAUUGUCCAGCAUCAGAGUGUCUGAUCUCAGCAGCCGGUCUGAUCUUCUUCUCCAUCUGGAGUGUGUGGAUGAUUCCUACAGCUGUGUGCUGAACAAUCCCAUCAGAAACCAGACUCAACACCUCAACAACACUCAGCUCUGUCACACAUGUGCUGCAGUCUCUCGGACAGUGCUGAUCUCUGCUGCUGCUGCUGGAUCUCUGUUGAUUGUUGCUGCUGUCGGGAUCUUCUGCAUCUGCAGGAAACACAGAAACACACACAGAGAAGAGACUCGAGCAGAAGAAAUCACUGAUCCCACAUUCAACAGAAGAAACAGAAAUAAAUCGAGAGCUACAGUGGAGGAUAAUGUGGAGUACACAAGCGUGCCACACGAGUCCUGAAAAGUGAAGCCAAAGCGUCUCGAUCACCCCCUGGUGGCUGGAAGCAGUAUAGGUCAUAAACCCCGCCCUCUCCAUGUGUUUCAGUGGGACGCCAGACAAACUAAUUCAAUUACACUUCAAAUAUUUCUUUCCAAAGACAAUUUCUGUCAUAUUAGGCAGUUUUUAUAACGCUGGUGUCAGUUCAAGUACUCGUUCUUUAAAUAAGUUUGGUUUUAGUUAGUUAUUUGAUGCAAUAAAAACAGAGGUGAGAUGUCAUGAUUGAAGCGAUGCAUUUGUGUGAGAAAAAUAUCCAUAUUUAAACAAGUUAUGAAUUAAAAUGUUGAGCUUCUUCCAGACCGUCUUCCCUAUUCAAGUUACGUAGAAAGUGGACCUCAUUGGACCUGUUCACUGCCAUUAUAAAGCUCGGAUGCGUCAGGAUAUUUAUUAAUAUAUCUCAGAUUGUGUUCAUCAGAAAGAAGAAAGUCAUAUACACCUAGGAUGGCUUGAGAGUGAGUAAAGCUUGGGCUAAUUUUCAUUUUAUAGUCAACUUUUUAUUUUUUCUUCACGUUUUAUUUUAUGCUUGUUGUGUUCACGGCACAUCAUAAUUACUGUAAUUACCGUAAAUUGUAAUUUGUAAUUUUCUGAGAGCUCCAACUUCUUCCUGACUGCUGGAGACUCAUUUUGGGAUUAAUAGAGUUGUGACAGAAGCACAUAAUUCUGAAUCUGAUGACAUGAACAAAUAAAAUCAUGUGUUUUCUCAUCUCGCAAUAACAGUAAUCACGACAUGGCGUGAACAAAGCAUGUUUAAAUAUGCUUAAAUAUAAUUUUUAAUUCUUCAUCCUCCUUCUGGUCCUUUUCAUAUGCAGUUCUGCUCACUGUUUAUCUGAUUUUACACAAUUAUUCUGUUAGUCUUGAAAAAUAAAUACAUGUAAACACAGUUAAAAACUAUUUCAGGUGUCUUGAUUUAGCUUCACAUGAGCACCAAGACUGAUAUAACUUCUGAGAAUAACAGAUCCAUACACAAUAUCGCACUGACAAUAACAUGCUCUGCUUUUAACAUAUUAAACCACUUCGUUUUGUUUCUGGAUUUACUUUAAUCAUUUAGCAGACUCUUUUAUCCAUAUAAUAAAUACUAGAGAAACUACCCAUUAGAUGAUGUGAUGGAUUUUUUUAAUGAAUCAUAACUAACAUUUCUUUUUCUUUGCAGGAAUAACAUUUAUAUGCUUUUGAAUCCUAAAUGUCCUCGAACCUUGCAUGGGCCGAAGUCAGUGUGUGUCUGAAUCAUGUCCAAAAAUAAGUGGAAAUGACAUUUAGGACAUUUAGAAAUAUAUUUAGACAACCAUCUAAAUAUAAUAGCCCGUGAUAUUGAGUGACCAACAAACUAAUAACCCUGAUUUGAGCAGAUCUUCACCCAGUAACAUGAGGGUUUGGCAUAUGAAGAACCGAUCGUAAUUCUGCAGCCCUUCAUCAAACCUUUAACACAGAAACACCUCAGAUUGAUUUUAAUCAAUGCACAAAUCAUAAAAACAGAUCAAAUCUGUUCCUAAUUUCUGAUUGGUUGGGAAGGCAGACGUUUGGGAAUACUUUGGAUAUAUAAAAACAGAAGGUGUUGUUGUCCUUUGUCAAGAGAAAUGGAGUGUUAUCUUCCAGACAAUGUGAUGAAGAUUUUAAAAGAUAUAAUAAAAAGCAGAAAAUUGUUGAACUUGGAGAAUCUCUGGGGUCUAUGAAGUUUUCAUAAUGUGACACAAAAACACAUGCUGUGGCUCGAGAGUGUAAACCACAUCCUGUAGAGAUGACGAAUGUUGUGUUAUGUGUGUAGAUGAACAUGGGAUCUGGGGAGAGAAGCAUUGUUGUGUGUAACUGAUAAUGAAGACAGUUAGGAAAUAAAUGUCUAGCAAGGUAGAAAUCUGAUAAAAAAAAAUAAAAAUAAAAAUGUGUAUUGCUUAAACCAUUGACACAAGUAAAGGUGAUAGACAAGUAACACAGCAAUUGACACAUGCAGGUAAUAUGUUAACGCAAGAAGAAACCACAUGUGUGUAAAUGAAGAGAUAAAGUGUGUCAAAAAGAGAAUAUAAAUACAGGGGCCAGUAGUUGAUAUUGUGUAGUUUUGCUGAAGAAAGAAAGAGCAUACGACGCCAGACCACAACCUUCAGAAGAUCAAAGAAGACACCUGAUUCUCUUAGAGAAGAACAUAUACUGAAUAGAGAAGAGCUUUAAAAUGUAAUUAUUUAUCUGGCCCAUGGAUCUUCCAGCUUAGCUGGCAUAGAGUGUGUAUUUAGCUUUUGCCUUUGCAAGAAAUAAUAAAAUGAGAAUGAGGACUGCCCUCAAACUCUGAUAGG